AUGGGCGACCGUGGAGGCUCUCCUUCCCAAUUGGAGGUCCUUCAGACACUUGCAGGCUUGUAUGAACUCGUGGGACAACAUUCAAGCCACAAAACCGGUGAACAAAUCAAUUGGGCUCAUAGGUUUUUGAACUGGUUUAUAUUCGAUUAUCCUAGGGAUGUCGCGUUUAGAGGUGGUCCGGAGCCCGACAGAGAUUUUGUAUCUUGCCCUCUCUGCAGCGUUUAUGAUGCCGAUUCUGGUGGGAGAGAAAGGUCUUCGAGUUCGGAGACGGUAGACCAUGAGGAGGAGACUUGUGAAGAGAGAUAUUAUGCUAAAACGCCUGGGAAGGAAGUUGAACCCAUAGAUCAUAGUGAAAAUCCAGGCCGCGAGGAGGAAGAUGGUGACGACAGAUAUUAUGCCGAGACGCCCGGGAAGGAAGUUGAAUCCAACGAAGAAAAUGAAAAUUCAGGCCGUGACGAGGAAGACCGUGAUGAUAAAUAUUAUGCCGAAACGCUGGGGAAGGAAGUUGAACUCAUGGAAGAAAAUGAAGAGCCAGGCCGUGACGAGGAAGACCAAGAAGAGGAAAACCGGGAAGAGGAAGACAGUGACGACAGAUAUUAUACCGAAACGCCGGGGAAUGAAGUUGAACCCAUCGAACAAAGUGGAAAGCCUCUUCAAGAAGCCGAUAUCGAAUUAUAUGAUCUAUGGGCCAAAUGUAUACGAGCCCAUGUAGAACCAUGGAAACCAGUGAAGGCAUCAGGAGCUCAAGCCAACUUAGUAAUCGAAGAGUCCUUGAUGUUUAGACAAGCUGAAUGGGAUGCCAAAGCUGUCAUUUGGGAUCAUCACGAUCGAGACGCUCUUGGUCCAGCUCGGCCCCCAGCAACGCCUCUAGGAGAAGCCGCCAAGAUAUAUGAAAACCAUCGAAACCGUCUGGAGGUUUCACCCUUGGAUACGGUUGUAGUCGAUCGUGGUACGGAGGAGGAAUUACGCAUCAUGUUUGGAAAAAUCGAGAGCAUAAUUGAAAACCUCAAUGGAAGAAAUCGUGACAGGAUGAAGGAAAAGCUCGGUAAUUUGACAGAACAAAAGUCAAAGAUUACAGCCGCUUACGCGUUAUAUGAUACCCAAUUGAGAUAUACGAAAUUACAAACUCGUGUGCUGUUGAGAGGGAUAGACAAAGCAGUCGAAUGUAUGGUAAAGCUCUCAGGGAGCGUAACUAAGUCGUUGAACAAGCUGGAAUACGCAUUGAAGGAGAAUGUAUCUCGAAAACGAAAGUUUUACGACACAGAAACCGAAAUGCAGACAGAGGGACGGACAACAUCCGAUUAUAUCUGGACGGACGGCCGCUAUUUACACGCAGAGACGCCCGGGAAGGAUGACGAGAACGAGAAAGAGAACGAGGAAAUGAACGAGGACGAGGAAAUGAACCAGGACGAGGAAAUGGACGAGGAGGAAAUGGACGAGAACGAGAGCGACCCACAGCCAUCAACCGACAGAGAACCAUAA
Messenger RNA from Glarea lozoyensis ATCC 20868, 1482 nucleotides. RefSeq lists its product as uncharacterized. NCBI's taxonomy places the organism in Eukaryota, Fungi, Ascomycota, Leotiomycetes, Helotiales, Helotiaceae. The coding region runs from base 1 to 1482 and encodes 493 amino acids. The record is from RefSeq and is a predicted model, not a curated record. The transcript has 3 exons.